This is a messenger RNA of Amphimedon queenslandica, 1232 nucleotides long. RefSeq names its product extracellular protease-like. Bases 29 to 1099 code for a protein of 356 amino acids. Lineage: Eukaryota; Metazoa; Porifera; Demospongiae; Haplosclerida; Niphatidae. The record is from RefSeq and is a predicted model, not a curated record. Gene Ontology annotation, molecular function: metalloendopeptidase activity. The transcript has 2 exons.
AAGUAAAAAUCUUGUAUCAAAGAGCAUCAUGUCCACAAAGUCAAAUACUAUAUUCCUUAUGUGCUGUCUUGUAGCCUCUGCUAUAAGUAAGAUUCCUGUUUCUCUCAAGAUGGGCUGUCAACAGUCUACUACUUCUGCUGUUGAUUGUUCCUUUCAGUUCACUAAUGUGGUAGAUGAAGACUACUAUCUCCUCAAGCGUGACACUCCUCUUGAAGGACUCCGCUCUCCUUUUGUCUCUGUAUCUCAUGAUGGUGUUUCUCUUCAAUAUGAAGGAUACCUUUUUUAUAGUAUGCCUCCUCUGAAAGAUGAAUUCAUUCUCCUAAAGGCAGGAGAAAGUGUAACAGCAACAGCUCAAAUUAACAAUAUCUUUACUUUUUCUUCUGAUGGAAUGUACAACAUACGAUACAAUAAACCACUGAAGGUUUUGUUAAAAGAUAAAAUGGAGCUGCAGUCUGACUCAGAGAACAUAGAAGAGGUAGAUCUAAUGAAAGUAGAAGUUAGUGAGUCUGUUGAUAUUCAAUUGGAGAACACUGACCUUCUCUCACGUCCAGUCAAAGAAGAGGUCAAAGAAGGUGAUGAGGUGUACAGUCAAGCUUGCAAUAAUAUAUUUCAGUUUGUUGGUGGAAAUUCAAAUGCUCGUGAUGAUACUCGUCUAGUUCAUGACAUGUUAUGUGAUGGCCUUCUCCGUGCAAGAAAUAAUGUCCGUAGAUCCCCUUUGUACAGAAGAUGGUUUGGGGAUUUUAAUCGAAGACGUGCAAAUGUUGUGAGGUCAAUUUUACAAAAAAGUCAUGACAAGAUUGCAUACAACCGUUUAACUUAUGACUUUACUGGAGAUGAAUGCACUGGCAGUAAUUUUGCAUACACAUGCUUUCACAGUAAUGUAGUCUUCCUGUGUGACCUGUAUAUUGGACAUUCAGCAUUCUGCGGUUCUGCUAUGUAUAAUAAAGAAAGGACACUGGCACAUGAGUGGACUCAUGCUGGAGGCAAUACAUGGGAUCAUAUUUAUGGAUCAGCUGAGAGUCAACAACUUGCUACUGACGAACCUGACAAAGCUGUUGAUAAUGCUGAUAAUUAUUCAUUCUUUUACUGUCGACGGUAGAUCCAGUUAGACAUGCCGGCAAGAAUUAAUAAUAGGCCAUUUUGUAACAAUGCAUGCAUUUAGCCAUUUUUGUUAAAAAUAUUGCUGUAGGCUAUUUUUGGAAUUGCAGAUAAUGAAUUAACAGAAAGAUAAA